Messenger RNA from Scheffersomyces stipitis CBS 6054, 1233 nucleotides. RefSeq lists its product as uncharacterized. NCBI's taxonomy places the organism in Eukaryota, Fungi, Ascomycota, Pichiomycetes, Serinales, Debaryomycetaceae. The record is from RefSeq and is a predicted model, not a curated record. The annotation marks the transcript as partial. The transcript is spliced from 2 exons.
AUGCUUCUUAGUAAAUACACUCUUGCGGCGUUCAGCUUUAUAUCCGCAGUGACGGCUGUCACCAUCACACAAGACACUAUCGAUCGUGGCGCUAUCUCCCUUGGGCUUGGUGAUACCAUCAUUGAAGAUGGGGUAUAUUGGUCUAUCAUUGAUAACGUCAUUACAGCUUUUGCAGGUAAUGUUGAUGUGGGUACAGGGUCUGGGUUGUACAUCACAGGCCUCAAUCCCUUGCUUGCCUUACAGGUGACUCUUUUGCUGGGGUCCCUUACUAAUGACGGUAUCAUUUCCUUCAAUGCUGUUCAAUCUUUGCUUGCUCCAACAUACAAUCUUGUGGGAAUCUCAUUUACCAACAAUGGUGAAAUGUAUUUAGGUGCCGAUGGUUCUGUUGGUAUCCCCAGCAUCCUGAUUACCACCCCAGUUUGGAACAAUAACGGUUUGUUGGUUUUUUACCAAAAUACUAGAACCACGGGUCCUGUCAAUUUGGGUACAAUUGGUCUUACUAUUAACAAUAACGGACAAAUUUGCUUUUACAACGAAUUGUAUACCCAGACAACAAACAUUGCUGGUACUGGAUGUAUGACUUUAAAUGACGAUUCAAGUAUUUUUUUCUCUAAUACCCUUUUGAAUAUCGAUAGCAACCAGGUCUUUUACUUGGCAGAUUCUGCCUCCUCGAUCAGAGCAACUGCCAUAAGUGCCCCCAAGACCUACAAUGUUGCUGGGUUCGGUAAUGGCAACAAGAUUGGUUUAGAUAUUCCACUUGUUAACAUUCCCCCUUUACUCAAUGCUUACUCAUACGAUACCACCACUGGUAUUUUGACACUUCGUGGUGCUGGAUUGUUAUCAAUGAAUUUCAACAUUGGUUUAGGCUAUAACCCAUCUCUUUUCUCCAUUGUAACCGAUGACAACGUUGGUUUGCUUUCGGUUCCGUUCGGUGCGCUUACCUAUUCUGGUCCUCCUCCAAACGUAGUGCCGUCGGUAUGUCAACCAUGUAAGCUACUUCCACCCGCACCAGGCACUAGUGCUACUGAGUUCACUACAACUGCAACUUCCACCAAUUCUGCUGGUUCAUCUUCUGAAAGUUCCUCUUCGAGUGAGACUUCAUCGACUGAAAGUUCGUCUUCUGAAAGUUCCUCUUCGAGUGAGACUUCAUCGACUGAAAGUUCGUCUUCUGAAAGUUCCUCAUCGAGUGAGACUUCAUCGACUGAAAGUUCGUCUUCUGAAACUUCAUCUUCC